CAUUUAUAUUAGUAUGGUAUGCAAUACCAACAUCCACAGAUUCUGAUUGAUUCUGAUACAUACCGAGUAACUGAAUAACAUUUUCUCUUCACAACACAACCAUCAAAAGUUUACUUGAUUGUGGUCGAAUGGUUGAUUAGUCAGUAGCGAUACCGGAAUCAUUCAGAUACAUCAACAUAAAAUGAUCGACAAAUUAUAUUUACAAUAAUACAGUGCACUUGUCAAAAAAACAGGAUAUAAUAUUGUCAUGUACUGUAACUAUGAAUAAAUUAACCAAAUAAUCUGUGAAUUGAUAAAAUGGGAUCUAGAUUAAGGCAAAAUGUUAAACAUUUGUUCGAGUGUUUUUGUGAAGUGGCUGCUCCAGUUGGUGAGAAACCACCAUGGAUUUUACAAAAAUAUCCAGAAUCAUUUGUAGAUAAUGAAUUAUUAAAGUCAGUGCCUAAAUUUUCUUACCCAUGUGAUUUUGAAAAGAUUACUGUACAACAUUUUUCAUUUGUACUGACGAGUAUCGAUUCUAAAUGGACUUUUGGUUUUUGUCGACAUGAUCCAAAAACAGAAACUGCUUUAGUUAUUUUGAGUUCACUUCCUUGGCACGAAAUGUUUUAUAAGCUUUUGAAUCUUAUUGCGACUCUGACAACCAGCAGCAAUAGUGGGGAUUUAUGGAAAUUUCUUGGAGAUGUUUACGCUAGUAAUGUUCCCAUGCCUGGAACAUCAGUUACGAUACCAUUACCUGAUCCAAAUAUUACGUAUACUUGUCAAAGUCCACGACAGUUUGAGCUCCCUAGUAUACCUGAAAAUCGAAAUUUAACAGAAUAUUAUAGUGCAGUUGAUUCGCACAAUAUGAUUGUAAUAUUUGCAUCAAUGUUAUAUGAACGUCGUAUAAUAUUUACAUCUAAACGUCUAUCAAGGCUGAGUGCAUGUGUUCAAGCUUGCAAUGCCUUAAUAUAUCCAAUGAUUUGGCAGCACAUAUAUAUACCAGUUUUACCUGUAGCUCUAAUAGAUUAUUUAUUAGCACCUAUGCCAUUUUUAAUUGGCGUUCCUACUCCGAUUCUUGAGCGAGUACAAAAAAAUGAUUUGGGUGAUGUUGUAGUACUCGACGCUGACAACAACAAAAUAGAAUCACCAUUUCAGGAUUUAGAAUCGUUACCUCAAGAUGUUAUUAAUAAUUUGAGAAAAGCUUUACGCAACAGACCGGCUCUUCUUGGCGAUGGAGUGUCUAGAGCAUUUUUACGUGCACUAGUACAACUUACUGCUGGUUAUCGAGAAGCACUGACACUUCAACAAGGCGAGCGUAUUACGUUUGAUCAAAAUGCCUUCGUUGAGAGUCGGCCAUAUUCAAUGCAACCAUUUUUACGGAAAAUGUUAGAGUUGCAAAUUUUUCAACAAUUUAUAGAGGAAAGACUGCAUAUGCUCAAUUCCGGCCUUGGAUUUUCUGAUGAAUUUGAAAUGGAAGCUUGUAAUUAUUCGGAUAAAUCUAGUAGUAAAAUUAUCCAACAAUAUCGUGAGUGGACAACUACUAUGAAAAAAGAAGGAUCAGCCUUUUUUCGCAGUGUUAAAGAUAAAGCAAACCCGGCCGUUAAAUAUGCCGUUAAAUCAGUUAAAGAUAAAGGGAAAAAUAUGAAGACUGUUUAUAAAGGCUUAAAAUGGAAAAAUCAUUCGCGGGGAAAUGAAAACAGUAUUCGUUUUCACCAGCCUCGUUCGGCUCCCAGUUCACCAACGUCCGAUAGGAAGCUUAAUAUAUUUGGCUCUGGUUUUAAAUCUCCAAGUGGAUUUACCGCAACUACUAGUUACCGAAAAGAACUUCGACUGCGUAAUAGCAACAUUCCCGAUACAAGUAGGAAACAAUACUCUCCAUUGAAUCCAAGCUCACCAGAAGAAUCAGACUCUCUUCCAGAACGAUUAAAUAUAGACUUGAUGAAUGAACUUCAAGAUGUGAUAUUUCCAAAUACACCAGCAGUAGAUAGAACAUUGAAACCAGUGCGCAGUUUAGACAGUUUACGACCUGCAUGGAGUGGGCGCUUGAGGCACGGCUCACCUCCCUCUGUACCUUCCAAUGACACCCUACCAAAUAAAAAUCAUCAAUCUGUUCCUUUAUCAUUUAAACCAUCUAAUAAUAUUGUUUCUAACGUAAAACAGAUAAAGGAUCCACACGAUAACCAGAUUAAAAAAAUAAAAAUUACAAAUCCUCCCGCAUUCUUCACUCAGAAAACAUUUGAAAAGAUAGUCGGUACCAAUUCAAAUAAAAAAAGUAUCCAAUUGAUAAAUUUAACUGAUCCAUUUGUUAACGUUGAUGAAACAUUAAAAACAAGUAAAGAAUUAAACUCAAAUAAUCCUUUUGCGAAUGAUGUAAAUGAAAACCAAUGUGAUCCUUUCGAUACAUCUCCGAUGCAAACUGCUCUUAGUGGUUCUUUUAGUAAUCCUACACAUAACCCAUUAAGAAAGAACUAUUCCUCUUUAAAUAAAGAAUUGUCCUCACGCUCUGCACAUUCAAAGGAAACAGUUGGGGUACCAGACCUAAUUAGACUGGAUUCAACAAAUAGCGAUGAUGAUUUUGAUCCCCUUUUGUCAAAGUCAUUUGUAACCACCAAUCAAAUGUCACAGUCUCUACACAUACCUCAAUCAAGUGAGGGUCUUAGUAAUCCUCUGUAUCCUUAUUUUUUACCUCGGCAUAAUAACACUGAUAGUAAAGUUGGAGUAGAAAAAAAUUCAAAUGAUGAAAUUGGUGACUUGGAUUUACUUCAAGAGUAUGGAUUAGAUUUUCAUAAAUUCAAUUUAACUAAUGGCGCAUCGUCAACAAGGAUAACGGGAACCACUAGUAAUAUUGACAAUGUCUUCGGCUCAUCUUUUUCUACGACUACAGCUAAAUCACAAAAUCAUUGGACUAAAUUUGAAUGAAAUUAUUAUAUUAAUGAUGGAACUGUUCAACAUAUCAUAUUAUUGUACAUAGAUAAAAUUGUUUUGUUACCCUCUACGUUGCGCCAAAAAAGACAAAUAAGUAAGCUUUAAAAUUUCGUUACUUUAUUACUUUUUAGGGCCAGUGUCGUUGAUAAUCUUUUAUUAUUACUAUUGCUCUGGUAGUGAAAGUAAAUAAAUAACUUAAUAAUAUUAUUCUCAAGCAACUUUGGUUAAUGGAAAUGUAGAUUUAAACAGUGAUAUAAUAAAUAAAUUCUUAACAGAUAAAUCUAA
Microplitis demolitor is the source of this 3186-nucleotide messenger RNA. Its product is annotated as DENN domain-containing protein 1A. Gene Ontology annotation, cellular component: cytosol; intracellular membrane-bounded organelle. The record is from RefSeq and is a predicted model, not a curated record. Gene Ontology annotation, biological process: endocytosis; endocytic recycling. The coding region runs from base 298 to 2895 and encodes 865 amino acids. The transcript has 12 exons. NCBI's taxonomy places the organism in Eukaryota, Metazoa, Arthropoda, Insecta, Hymenoptera, Braconidae. Gene Ontology annotation, molecular function: guanyl-nucleotide exchange factor activity; phosphatidylinositol phosphate binding.